AUGCCGUUGUUAGAAUCUUGUUGGUCACCAUGUAUCUGGUCCUCCAACGUCAAGGCUGGAAGCAAUGCAGUCGCUAUAUACACAGCAGCUAUGAGUAUAGUCCUGAUAACCUUUAUUGGAUAUCAAAUGGCUGGAGGAGAUUCCACUCAAAUUUGGAACCCAUUAUUUGAAGCUGAUGUUAGAGGAUCUCUCCAGGUCUUUGGUAUCAUAUUUAUUAUAAUACUAUUUGGCUUAUUUAUAUCAUCAAUUUUAAUGGUGAUUGGCAUGAAUAUCUGGAUGAGAGGGUUAAUGCUUCCCUGGAUGCUGACAAUGGGCCUGAUUAUCACUUUCCAAUGUGUCUUCAGCUUAUGGCUCAUUGGUGGAUAUUAUAUUUAUCUGGAGGCAACAUUUGCAGCUUUGCUUAACUUUCUCUGGUUAGGAUAUAAUAUCUACUGCUGGUUGUGCGUGUUUUCACAAUAUCAGGUUAUAUUAGAGAUGCAGUCACCAAAUAUUGAAAUUUUAGUGGAAUACUAA
Pieris macdunnoughi is the source of this 513-nucleotide messenger RNA. NCBI's taxonomy places the organism in Eukaryota, Metazoa, Arthropoda, Insecta, Lepidoptera, Pieridae. The record is from the annotation of a GenBank genome assembly.